Messenger RNA from Abrus precatorius (Indian licorice), 369 nucleotides. RefSeq names its product protein RADIALIS-like 3. NCBI's taxonomy places the organism in Eukaryota, Viridiplantae, Streptophyta, Magnoliopsida, Fabales, Fabaceae. Gene Ontology annotation, molecular function: DNA-binding transcription factor activity. The record is from RefSeq and is a predicted model, not a curated record. Bases 1 to 297 code for a protein of 98 amino acids. The transcript has 2 exons.
AUGGCCUCAAGCUCAGCUUGGACAACAAAGCAGAACAAGAAGUUUGAGAAUGCUUUGGCCAUCUAUGACAAGGACACCCCAGAUCGGUGGCAGAACUUGGCCAGGGCCGUUGGAGGGAAAACAGUGGAAGAAGUUAAGAGGCAUUAUGACAUGCUUGUGGAGGAUUUGAAGCAGAUUGAAGAAGGACACGUGCCCUUGCCCAAUUACAGAAAUGCUGCUGCAACUGUAGGAGGCAGCAUCAAAGGUUACGGUUUCAUGGAUGAAGAACAAAGGAUGAAGGUUCUAAGUCUCCAGUGAGGUAUGGCAACAGCAGAGCCAAAUUUGGGGGGAAAAAGAAAGGGAUAUGGUUUUAGAACAUUACGAAUCAAG